Molecule: messenger RNA, 665 nt
Organism: Salvia hispanica
Lineage: Eukaryota; Viridiplantae; Streptophyta; Magnoliopsida; Lamiales; Lamiaceae
Product: Adenine nucleotide alpha hydrolases-like superfamily protein
Source: RefSeq, a predicted model, not a curated record
UGUUUGCUCACGCAAUUGUUGUGCUCUUCCCUCCCUCAUUUCAUUCCAUCCAAAAUCCAAAUCUAGAGAGAGAAAAAUGGUGAAAGACAGGAAAAUCGGAGUGGCGAUGGAUUUCUCCAAGAGCAGCAAGGCGGCGCUGCAGUGGUCGAUCGACAAUCUCGCCGACAAAGGCGACACAUUCUACAUCAUCCACAUCAAAUCUCACUCCUCCGAUGAAUCGCGCAACAAGCUCUGGGCGGAAUCCGGUUCUCCUCUGAUUCCGUUGUCGGAGUUUCGUGUGCCUGAGGUGAUGAAGAAGUACGAUGUGCCUACUGAUAUCGAACUUCUCGAUAUGCUGGACACUGCUACUAGGCAAAAAGAGAUAACUGUGGUGACGAAGUUGUUUUGGGGAGACGCGAGAGAGAAGAUCUGCGAAGCUGCUGAAGAUAUGAAGCUCGAUUCAUUGGUUAUGGGCAGCAGGGGCCUCAGCACCAUCAAGAGGAUAAUUCUUGGAAGCGUGACGAACUACGUGAUUUCAACUGCAACCUGCCCAGUCACUAUAGUAAAGGACUCCGACUUCCACAAGAAGUGAUUUUUUGAGAUAUUUGUGAUUGUAAUAAUUCAACAACUCAUCAUCCUCUUUCGCUUUUGCUAAUAAGAUGUGGCUUAUGACUUUAUAUGGGGUA